GCUCAGGCGAAGGGGAGAAAGAGGUUGCCCAGAGAGGAGACAACCCAGGGCUUGAGGAGCCUGGGUAUGCGGUUUAUUUUUCUUCUCGACAAAGACACACACUGUCUAAACUGUGUGGUGGUUGUUAUUAAGGAGCUGCUGUAAGAGGGAAAAAUGUAUUUAAUAAAAGGCCCAGUGUUUGUGGUCUUCUUGGGCUUGCUGCUGAGCUUUGGAAAUCUGGAGGUGUGACCAGUUUUCAGCCUUCAAAACCAAGAUGAACUGCCCUUGAGAAGGGGUGGUCAGAGGCGAAACAUGUUCUCACUCUCUCUCCUGAGCCGGGGACAUGGGAAGUUGGUCCAGAACAAACAGAAGUUAGAAGUCUAUCUUGAACCAGAGGAUUACUUGAACUGGAAGUCCCCAGAAGAUUAUGUAUUGGUGGGAAAGCCUGAGGAUGAGGACAAUGCCAACCAGCACUCCUGGAGCCUCUUUCUUCCUAAAACUUUCAGCACUAGGAAGGGUGCCCUGAUCCUCUAUUCAGAAGGUUUGGCCAUAUCAGCAUGGACACCCGAAGAGAUGAGAAAAGGCUCCUACCACUCCAAAGGUCACGGGAGGAGGCUGCACACAGUCCAAGACCUCAAAGAAGCCAUCCUGGCAUAUGGAAGGAAACAGAGGGAGCAGGACAGAGCCUGGCAACCGUACCUCUACUUCCGAAGCCAACUGGAGAGCCAGGCCCAACGGCAGGUUCAGCCUGGGUACUCAGCCAAGAGAUACCUCCAAGGCCUCUUGCAGACGUGGUCCCCUGACACCGUGUACAGGCUCCAACGUGCAGGAUACAUCAAGAAUUCUGUGCUGCUCCAGGACAGUCAACUCAAUGUACCAAAGAAUCUCAGGCCACAACAGGAUCUUUCAGGUGUACCCACAAAAUAUCAUCUCCUGCCUGUCUUCCCUCCAUUUUGGAUUCAACAAGGAAAAUCUUUUGAUCAAGGUCAACAGGGCCCGGAUGAAGGGGAAGCUGGGGCUGGUGGACACGUGGACCAGGGCUCUGUAGCCAAGAACCGCAUCAGUGAGGGGACUCACUUGCGGCCACUCAGGAAGCAGCCCUGGCAGGAAGAUGAAACCUGGGCAGAGGACACGGCAAUAGAGAAUUAUCUGCGUUUGUAUGCUUCAAAAGAAAGCCACAAUGAAAAGACACGGAAAACCUCCAGGAAGUCCUUUGGGCGUGCCAGCGUGGACCCUUCUUGGCUCCUGAGUGACAAAUCUCACAUUACAUUCUAUGGAAGUGCCUUCCCCAAUAGGAAGGCAGAUUUUAGUGACAAACCAGGGACUAUGAAACUCCACAAGGCCAGAAGUGGCCACUUGUUACGGGAGCCUCCUGCUAAAAGAUGCCUUUUCCCUUCUGUAGCAUCUGCUACUGGCUCAGAGAAAAACACCCCUGGGGACGUGAAAAAGAAAAAGGCACCAAAGGCUUUGAAAUUACCUUCUAUCUCAGAAGAACCACCCAGAGUCCUGGACCCCCUGAGGAGCCAAUUUAAAGCCAAUGAGCCCCCAACAGAGCUCUUCAUAGUCCCAGUGGAGAUUCAUUUCCACACCCAACAUCCCCCAAGAGAAAAAGCCUGCAGAAGAGGUGCUUCACGCCCUGAGUCAGACCCAGAAACAGAAGUAGAGGCCAGGCCUUUAUGGAGGCCUCCUCUGAAGCAUGAGUCCUUGGAAAGGCCACAGGAGAUAACGGUCCAUCUCCCAGUGGACACAGGAACGGACAGGGACAACUUCCCGCCUCAAGAUGAUGAUGCCCUGCCCCAGAAUGUGGCCCCACCACUGGGUCUUCUACCCCCGAUUAAAGCAAGAAAAAGUCUGGAGAGCCAGAGGGACCUGGACGGGGGCCCCAGGACAUCAGGCUGCAGCAGCCCUCCAGGUCCCCUGAAUGCAAGAGCGCCCAGGAGGGCACCACCAGCAGGACAAGAAGAUUCCAGAGACCCCACACUGCGACACUUCUUGCUGGGUCCAGCUGGAGAGAACGACUGCCUGUCCCUCCCAGGGCCUACCCAAACCGAGGUGCUUUCAUCAGGUGAAGCAAACACUGAAUCCAGAGCCAACCUUCACAUGAAUCUUCAUGAAACCUCACCUUUGACCCAAACAACAGAAAAACAGGGAGCCCAGCAGUCCUUGGAGGCAGCAGCUCAGAAGACAGGAGAGCCUCAAAGUUGUAUAAAUAAAAGGCUGAUAUGUUCAAACGGAAAAGAAUUUUACACACGCAAGCUGCACAUCGACAUGACGCCGUUCCUGAAGGACAGUGGAGAUGCACUGGACUAUCAUGAAGAACCAGGCGAAGCCCCCAGAGAAAGUCAUCAAGACAGCCAAGACCCAGAGCCAAGAAGUAUGAGUCUUGACUCCCUCAGUGCUUCCCCGGCUGAGCACAUCCAGACCACUGAGGCAGACACUGUGCAAAAGGUGGGCAGAGAUUAUGAUGUACAUCACCUGCACAGAGGACCUCCAGGACAUGGGCUCGAGUCGCCAAAGAGGUUAGGUGCUGUGGACACAUCUCUUCUUCCAAGAGAAAGAAAAGGGAAAGCUGAACCAAGACUGUUCAGCCAGCAGACAUCAGCCAGCAUCAGUCAUGAGAGGGAGCUGAUUGACAAAGCCAAGGGAAAGAAAAGAACCAAGCCAGACAAGAUCAAAGCACCCGAAAGGGAGCGAGAAAGACAGGUCUUCAGGGAAGCAGAGGCUGCUUUCGGAAAGUCAAAGGACUCAAAGGCUAAAAAAAAAUUAAGAAAAAAAACAGGAGCCAAAAGGAAAAGGAAUCUGGAGACAGUAGCAGAGCUGAGUGGGCCUGAUGUCAUUAACUCUCUGGAAACAUUAGACACCUCAGAUGGAGGUUUCUCCCCCUCAGACUCUAUUGUAGAGGACCCUUGGCUUUCUCCCAAAUAUGACGCUCAGGACAGCCAAGUUGCUAUAGAUGGAAGAUCAUCGCCCUCCCAGACUGCAACUGUCACUGGCAACAUGGAAUCUGAAGAAGAGAGAAGCUGUGACAACCCUUCCAAGAUAGGAUCUGAUGUUCUCUCUUGGCCAGAAGAAGUUCUGUCCUCACUUGGUGCAAAUGCAGAGGCCCUCCUCUCUAAGAGGGAGCAGAAGGCUUCCCGGGACAGGCUUCGAGCAGAGAGGGCCGAGAUGAGGAGGCUGGAAGUGGAGAGGAAAAGAAGGGAGCAGGAACAGCAGAAGCAGCUUCAGCAGGAGCAGCUGGAGAGAGCAAAGAAGAUGGAGGAGGAGCUGGAGCUGGAGCAGCAGAGACGUGCAGAGGAGAUCCGCUUGAGGAAACAGAGACUAGAAGAAGAAAAGCAGCGGCAGGAGGAGGAGGGGAGAAAGCAGCAGCUCCAGUUGCAAGCAGCCCAGGAGAGAGUCCGGCAGCAGCAAGAGGAGUUUCGGAAGAAACUGCAAGAACUACAGAGGAAGAAGCAGCAGGAAGAAGCUGAGAGGGCCGAGGCAGAGAAACAAAGGCAGAAAGAAUUGGAAAUACAGUUAGCAGAAGAACAAAAACACCUGAUGGAAAUGGCUGAAGAGGAACGACUGGAGUACCAACGGCAGAAACAGGAAGAAGAGAAGGCUUGGCUGGAGGCAGAGGAGAGGAGGCUAAAGGAAGAGGAAGCAGCAAGGCUGGCCCUGGAGGAAGCCAUGAAACAAGUCCAAGAACAAGCCAGGCAAAAAGCUGCUUUGGAGAAACAUCUUCGUUUCCAUCGAGAGCUCCAUAAGGAAGCCAGUGGCCUGCAGUGGACACAGAGUAUUUCCAGACCAUGGGUUUACUCUUACUUCCAGUUCCUACAAACACCCAGGCCUUAAGGCUAGAAGAAAACUAAAAAGUCUGGAUCAUCCAGAGACUGAAUGCCGAUAAAUGGAGUGGUAAAGGACUUUACCAGGCACCAUGCACUAUCAACUCCAUUUUCCAAGUUACAGAUUGGACAACUUGGAAAUAGAUGGCUGGACCUAGAAAAGGAAUUAUACUGGAAAAGAUAUUGGAAAUAUAACAAUCCUCAUUUUCAAAUGUAUAAAAUUCAUGAGAAGGGUUUUAUUGUGCCAUUGCAAAGUCAAAAGAACAAGACCUUUGCUAAGAAGCACUCUGGCAAUCAGUAUGUUGACAAUUCAGUCACAUGGACAGAGUAUCACACUUAACUACCCCCAAUGUAUUACUUGU
Messenger RNA from Lemur catta (Ring-tailed lemur), 4162 nucleotides. RefSeq names its product KIAA2012 ortholog. Lineage: Eukaryota; Metazoa; Chordata; Mammalia; Primates; Lemuridae. The record is from RefSeq and is a predicted model, not a curated record. The transcript is spliced from 23 exons. The coding region runs from base 292 to 3810 and encodes 1172 amino acids.